AUGGUAUCUGAUGAAAAGAAAGGAGGAAUUGGAUCGAGCGAAGACAAAGAGCUGCCGGUACAUUUAGAUGAUUCGGCAAUGCUGCUUGAGGCGAUCGCCUUGUGUAAGGCGAUUGCAAAACAACAAGAAGAAAAUGGGAAGGCAAUAGAAAAUCUGCAGCAAACCAACAAAAAUCUGCAGCAAACCAACAAAACACUGAAGCAAGAGUUCAAGGAACGUCGUCAAGAGUUCAAGGAACGUCGUCGAGAGCUUCGCCAGCUUGGCCAACGUUCAGAGGAGACCCAUCAGAUUGGGCAGCAACUGCAGCAUCAGGUUCAGCAGAAUUGGCAGCGCAUCAAAGAGCUUUCAGAGGAGAUGAAAGAUCUGAAGCAAAGCACCAAACACACUGCAGCAAGCGUCAGAUGA
Messenger RNA from Seminavis robusta, 405 nucleotides. NCBI's taxonomy places the organism in Eukaryota, Bacillariophyta, Bacillariophyceae, Naviculales, Naviculaceae. The record is from the annotation of a GenBank genome assembly.